Molecule: messenger RNA, 1866 nt
Organism: Penicillium paradoxum
Lineage: Eukaryota; Fungi; Ascomycota; Eurotiomycetes; Eurotiales; Aspergillaceae
Product: transcription factor TFIIIB subunit BDP1
Exons: 2
Coding region: 1-1866 (621 amino acids)
Biological process (GO): RNA polymerase III preinitiation complex assembly
Cellular component (GO): transcription factor TFIIIB complex
Molecular function (GO): TFIIIC-class transcription factor complex binding
Source: RefSeq, a predicted model, not a curated record
AUGAAGUCCUUUUCCAGUUCUGCGAUUAAAGUUCGCCCCAAAGGCGCCCGUCCGUCGUGCGCCAGCUGCCCCCCCGCCAGACGCCCCAGUGUCGCUCAACAAUCGUCGGCCGAACCUCCUCAAGCAGAAAAGUCCAAAGAUGUAGCUGCUUCUGAUGUGACGCCUUCUGUGGCAGGAGAUCCAGGAGUGUCUACAAUCACAAAGGAGUCACCGGUGACAGUCGCUGCGCCAACCGCGGAACAAACCCCCACUGCUGUGAACACUGCCACCAUUCCCCCGAUUGCUACUGCUGUCACUGCUCCCAUCUCUACGCCCAUUUCCACACCUAUCGCUACGCCCGUCGCCACACCUAUCGCUCCACCUACUGACAAGCCAACUCCGAUCUCAAAGCCGACUGCCAUCUCGAAACCAACUCCUAUCCCAAGGCCAGCUGCCAUUUCAAAGCCAACACCCAUUCCAAAACCCACUGCAGUUCCUCGUCCUCAGAAACGCAGAGAUUCUCUUUCGCAACCCGCGCCUGUCUCGUCCGCUCCGCCUACCCCGCCUCUCACCCAACCAACCCCAUCUCCCAUCGACACUCUCACAACUGACGCCAAACCUGCAUCUUCGGUGGAUCAUGGAACAGAGAAAGCUCUUUUAGAAUAUGCUAGGGUCGAAACAGCGCGGGCCGCCGGAACCCUCGUCGAUUCGAAUGAGCCUCUCCCACAACCUGAAACCGAACAAACUGCACCAGCUGAGGGCCCCCCGGCAAAACGCGCUCGAAAGUCAUCGGCUACGGCUAUUGCGGCCCCGGCUCGAAAGAAGUCCGUGUCUGUUGCAGCAAGCCGCCGAGGUUCUCAGUCAGUUGUAGCUACCAUUGAAAGUUCGAGCGCAACACCGAGUGGAUCCAACGUCUCGACCCCGGAUCCAACAAAGCCGAAGAAACGGAAAUACUCCAAGGCUGGGACUUCAGACAUUGAUGAGAAGCCGAAGCGAACCCGCAAGAAGCGCGAGCCCACUCCGGAAGGUGCAGAGACGGUGGAAAUCUUGCCGAACGUCGUCAAGAUGUCAGAGCUUUGCAAAGAUCUCAGAACCGGAAAGAAGUCCAAGCGCGAGGAAGAGCUGCGGAAGAUUGAUCAGGCUGAAGAAGAACGGAAAAAGCAAGGCGGAACUCCUGCACCAGGAACAUCCAUCAAGGAAAACGAACCAGAACAAGAGAAAGCCGAACAACCGGUCGACUGGAAACCGCAGUCAGGUCCUAUCAUGCGAAUUGUUAACGGCGAGAUCGUGCUGGAUAAUACGUCCUUGCAGGUCGAUCGUCAUGCGGAUGCCGCCCGAGCUGCCGGCGAUCUUGAAGAUGUAGUGGAAACUUCGUUCACCCGGAAGAUUAACCAAGCGACAUACGGCAAGCGUUCAAAGACCGAAGCAUGGGAUGAAGAGAUGACAGACUUGUUCUACCGGGGUCUUCGCAUGUUCGGUACCGAUUUCAUGGUUAUCAGCAAAAUGUUCCCGGGACGAUCUCGUCGACAGAUCAAGCUGAAGUUCAACAAUGAAGAGCGCCGCGAUCCGCAACGAAUCAAGGAUACCCUACUUGGUCCGCGUGAGACUAUCGACAUCGCUACAUAUUCGGAAAUGACAAACACUGUCUACGAUGAUCCUAAGAUUGUUCAACAAGAACUUGAUGAUGAAAAGAAGCGAAUUGAGGCCCAGCACGCCAAGGAGAAGGAAUUGCAGGAGGAAAUUCUGCGCAAUCCGACUGGUGGCGACGCCACAGACGCCAAGAACGACAAUACUAUUGUGAAGAAGUCGCGCAAGAGGGCGAAUGCAAAGAUUUCAGGCGGAACGGAGGAGGUUCUGGGGUCCAUUGAUGAUUUCCCAAUGGCAUAA